This is a messenger RNA of Mytilinidion resinicola, 1986 nucleotides long. RefSeq lists its product as uncharacterized. NCBI's taxonomy places the organism in Eukaryota, Fungi, Ascomycota, Dothideomycetes, Mytilinidiales, Mytilinidiaceae. Bases 1 to 1794 code for a protein of 597 amino acids. The transcript has 6 exons. The record is from RefSeq and is a predicted model, not a curated record.
AUGAUGUUGCAGCCUCGCCUACAGAAGCAGACGCCAAAAGAUCUGUGGGACGAAGCCUACAAUCUAUUUCGGAAUGACAAGGACAAGAAGAAGCUCAUGGACGGGUAUGAGAAGUUUCUGGAAACCCCACCGUCUUCGCAGGACUCUACUCAGCCAGCCGUGGAAGCAGCUCGUGCUAGGCUCACCAUCGGUAAAGAGACGUACGUUAUCAAAGAGAAAGUCGACAAAAUUAUUUCUGCAAUCAUCUAUGCCAAAGAUUUCAUUACUGCUGCUGCUAGUUUAGAACCACACGCAGCACUCGCAUGGGCUGGCGUCUCGGUCCUGCUUCCGGUAACUCUACUCAGCCGUUAUAUAAUAGCAACUCCAGUCUACUUCAGCGAGACUGAAGUACAACAACUUGAAGUCGCCUUCGAAUCCAAAACAGUAAAGCUAUAUUCUCAAAUACUAGAACAUCAAAUUCGACUCGCCUACCAAUGUACACGGGUCAAAAUAUCUCGCUCCUUCAGAGAUAUUGUGCUCGCCGAUGACUGGAAAGCUAUGCUCACCGAGGUGAAGGAGUGUGAACAAAGCAUUAGUAAAGACCUGCAUGUAAUUGAUGGCCAUAUGAUUAUGGCAAUCAAUGUCAAAACAUCAACAUUGGUCGAUUCGAUGAGGAAAAUGGAAAUCAGCGUUGAGCGCUCGCAUCGUGAAGAACGAGAAAGAUAUUUACAUAGGUUGCCGCGUGCCGAAGGCGCCGCCUUUGAUUCCAAUAGGCUUCAGCAUGAGCCACUGUGUCUGAAGGAUACGCGGGCCAGUAUGCUCCGCUUGAUUUACGAAUGGAGUGAGACGCCUCAUGGCCAACACGUGUUCUGGCUUAGUGGAAUGGCAGGGACGGGAAAAUCCACAAUCGCCCGCACCGUUGCGCGCCGCUUCUCCGAAAGAGGACAACUUGAGCCAGUUUCUUCUUCGCGAAAGGCAAGGGUGCUCUCGCCGAUGCCUCCAACGAGCGGACGAAAGACCAAUGGGAGUAUUUCAUCCGGAAGCCAUUGUCCGAAAUCGAUACUCCGACGAUGUUCAAUUACUCCUUCAGCUUUUCAAGAAUUCAAGGGAUGUCGGCAACGUCAAGCUACGAAUUUUCGUCACGAGCAGGCCAGAGCAGCCAAUCGACCUUGGAGCACGUUUCAGGAAGAAACAGGACGAGAUAUUUCGGCUUUUUUACAGCAUGAGCUCACGCUAGUCCGUAAAAAAAGCGGCCUUGCGGAAGACUGGCCAAAAGUCAAAGAUGUGGAAAAGCUGGUGCAGAAAGCCAAUGGCCUCUUCAUCUAUGCUGCGACUGCGUGCAAGUUCAUUGGGGACACGAAUUUUCUUCCGAAGAAGCAGUUGUCAACACUUCUGAAGAAGAGUGUUCGCGGCAACUCACAACGGCAGAAACUUGAUAAGAUGUACAUGCAGGUUCUAACGCAGUCGAUUUUGAGUGACUGCGAGCUAUACGAUCAGCCAAGGGUCUUAGAAAGGUUCAGAAAAGUCGUGGGAUACAUUGUGAUCUUAUGCGAGUCACUACGCGUAAGAGAUCUAUCUCAUCUACUCCCAGCCGGAGGAGGGGAAAGUGGAGGUAGAGGACAGAGGGACACCAACAACGAAGAGGACGACGAGGACGACAAGAGCGACGAGGACGACGAGAGUGACGAGAACGACGAGAGUGGCGGCGAUAAUGAGAAAGAUGAGAGGGAGGAUCCGGAAGAGGAAGUGAAGAUCACAUUGAAUGAGCUCGGAUCGGUCUUGGACGUGUCGAACCUUACUGAAGUCGCUCCCUAACUAAUUCACCCAUCCUUUCGCGACUUCCUUCCCGAUGAAAAAAGUUGUACCGAUCUUCGGUUCUGGGUUGAUGGGAAAAAGACACAUACAGAUUUGACACGAAGCUGCCUUGAGACUAUGUCUAAGAGCUUACGGAAAGAUAUUUGCAAUCUACGCUUACCAGGCACUCUUGCAGAGGAAGUUGAUCGAAGC